Molecule: messenger RNA, 1467 nt
Organism: Cadophora gregata
Lineage: Eukaryota; Fungi; Ascomycota; Leotiomycetes; Helotiales; Ploettnerulaceae
Exons: 3
Coding region: 97-1260 (387 amino acids)
Biological process (GO): phospholipid metabolic process
Molecular function (GO): phosphatidate phosphatase activity
Source: RefSeq, a predicted model, not a curated record
CUUCCCCCUUGCUGAUAGGACGUCUGUUCGAUCUCGACAAACAGAAAUCUGAAUCUGAGACCGCAAAAUCUCACCACAACUCAAAACACCGAAAAGAUGAAUUUCUUCAAGCGCAGACAACGCGAUCCUGCAGUCGCCGCAGAGACGACCACAACUACACACCACCGCGAGAAGAGAGCGCCUCCUGUCGCCAUGAACAUGAGCAGACGUCCAACAUUUGGUCAGUGGUUGAAAGUUACUUGGCUUGAUAUCUUCACUAUGGCUGCUAUGGGUAUGAUCGGUCUUGGAGUCUACACCGCACAUCCUGCGCCCUCACGAUCCUUCCCAGUAUUCUUCCAAGACGGUGAAAUCGUCUACCCCCAAUUCGCAUACCCCAUGCGCAACGAAAUCGUCCCCAUCUGGGCCGCCGCCCUCCUCGCCUCCCUGGUCCCCAUCGCCAUCUUCCUCAUCAUGCAGAUCCGGAUCCGCUCCUUCUGGGACGUCAACAACGCGAACAUCGGGCUCCUCUACUCUCUCAUCACCGCCGCCGUCUUCCAAGUCUUCCUGAAAUGGCUGAUCGGUGGUCUGCGUCCGCACUUCUUGGCUGUGUGCAAGCCGAAUUUGCCGGCUAUUACGGCCCAGGAGACGGGGAAUGGGUUGAGGCAGAUUAUGUAUGAUCGUACGAUUUGUACGGGCGAUGAGAGUGAGAUUGAUGAUUCGUUGGAGAGCUUUCCGAGUGGGCAUUCGACGGCUGCGUUUGCGGGGUUCGUGUUCUUGAGCUUGUAUCUGAAUGCCAAGUUGAAGGUGUGGUCGAACUAUCACCCAGCAAUGUGGAAACUCAUCGCUACAUAUGCACCCAUCCUCGGCGCUACUUUAAUCGCAGGCGCUCUCACCAUCGACGAGUAUCACAACUGGUAUGACUGCCUCGCCGGCGCCAUCAUUGGAACAGUCAUGGCUUUCUCGUCUUACCGCAUGGUAUACGCCUCGAUCUGGGACUGGCGUACCAACCACAUCCCAUUGAACCGCGCUGUUGCGUUCCCUGGAUCUGGUGGAGAAGUAGAUCUGGAGCAUGCGGUUUUCACUCGCAAGGUUGGAUGGGGUAUUGCUGGUAGUGAUAUGGGUGGCCAUGGUCAUAUCGGUAGUAGUCAUGGUGUUGGUGUUUCAGGUCAUCAUGGCAACGGGAAUGGCGUGGGUAGUGGAGUGGGGAAUGGAAGUAGCUAUACUUCUCGCAAGCCCGUGGCUGCGAAUGGUCACCACCACGCUUCGGAGACCAUGGUUUAAGGCUGCUGAGCGUCGGUCUUUGGAUCUGAGAUGGGUCAGAAUGGGUUGGGAUCACCAGAAGCGCAUUAGUAUUGAGAGCGUGUGGAGCUGUCGCUGAGGUUGGUUGACUAUAAGUCGGGGCUACUAAAGAAUGCAGGAGCAACGAGUGAUGGCGCUCAGGGAGUUUUGAUACAUACCCAGGUAGUAAUUUGGACCAAUAAUACGAUA